UGUCAGUUAAGAGACAGUGAGCUGAGAGAGAUAGCUGGAGAGGGACAGAGAGGAAGUAGAGAGAUGAUCCUGCAACUGUGAUAGGUGCUCUAGCUUAGAUGGUGGUACAGUGUGGCUGUGAAAGGGCAUAGCCUCUUUCAUUUGUAUGGCAUGGGCAUGAGUGUAUGAAGAACAAGCUGCAAUUAAAGAGAUGGAGAGGGGAGGAAGGAAAACAGGAGGUUCCUUCAAACAGGCCUCCAUCAAUCGCACCAGCUCUGGCUCUCAGAAGGGCCAGAAAGCUUGGAUUGAAAGGACCUUUCAGAAAAGAGAGUGCAUCCACAUUUUUCCAUCUAAGGAUCCAACUCGGUGUGUCUGUGGUAAUUUGGUGGCUCAGCAUGUGGCAAUUCCAUCUGGCGCUGUCACCAACAAGCCUGCAGUGGACAACCUGCUGGUGCAGGUGGACCCUCCUCAGGAGAAGUGGUCUGUGGCCAAGCACACACAAGCUUUCCCCACCGAUGCUUAUGGCACCAUUGAGUUCCAGGGAGGAGGAUUCAUCAACAAGGCCAUGUACAUCAGGGUAUCUUAUGACACUAAGCCAGACAACUUGUUGCACCUCAUGGUGAAAGACUGGCACCUGGAGCUUCCUACUUUACUCAUAUCUGUUCAUGGAGGCCUCCAGAACUUUGACCUGCAACCAAAACUCAAGCAGGUGUUUGGAAAAGGCUUGAUAAAGGCUGCAGUGACUACCGGAGCCUGGAUCUUCACUGCUGGAAUUAACACAGGAGUAAUGCGUCAUGUUGGAGAUGCAUUGAAAGACCACUCCUCUAAAUCCAGAGGCAAGGUCUGUGCCAUAGGGAUUGCUCCAUGGGGAAUCCUAGAAAGCAAGGAAGAUCUCCUAGGAAGAGAUGUGAACAAACCUUACCAGGCAAUGUCCAAUCCUCUGAGCAAGCUGGCUGUGCUCAGCAGCAGCCACUCUCACUUCAUCCUGUGUGAUAACGGCACAUGUGGUAAAUAUGGGUCGGAGGUCAAACUGCGCAGGCAGCUGGAGAAGCACAUCUCUCUGCAAAAGAUUAACACUCGUCUAGGUCAGGGAGUGCCACUCUUAUGUCUGAUCGUGGAAGGAGGUCCGAAUAUGAUCACUGUGGUGCUGGAGAGCUUGCGCGAGGAGCCUCCUGUGCCUGUGGUGGUGUGUGAUGGCAGUGGCCGCGCCUCAGACAUCAUCUCCUUUGCCCACAAACACUCACAGAAGGGAGGAAUAAUAACUGAUGAUGCCCGAGACCAGCUGCUGGUCACAAUUCAGAAGACUUUUAACUACAACAAGGGUCAGUCCCAGCAGAUCUACCUCAUGAUCAUGGAAUGCAUGAAGAAAAGAGAGUUGAUUACAGUCUUUCGAAUGGGUGCAGCAGACUUUCGAGAGGGACAGCAGGACUUCGAGAUGGCCAUCUUAACAGCUUUACUUAAAGGCACAAAUGCCUCGGCCCCAGACCAGCUGAGCUUGGCUCUGGCCUGGAACAGAGUGGACAUAGCACGCAACCAAAUCUUUGUUUAUGGACACAACUUGCCACCUCCAAGUGCAGUAGCCAGUGCUACAGCCCCCACGGCAAAGUCCAUAAAGGAGAAGCCAAAGAGCGCCGCCCGAGGCCCCCAGGCCAAGAGUAGGAGCAGAGCCAAGAAGGGCAAGGGGGGCAAGGCAAAGGUAGAAGUUCCAGAAGAAACAGAUCCCAGAAAGCUGGAAUUACUCAACUGGGUGAACUCAUUGGAGCAGGCAAUGAUGGACGCACUGGUGUUGGACAGAGUAGACUUUGUCAAGCUGCUGAUCGAAAAUGGGGUCAACAUUCACCACUUCCUCACCAUCCCACGCCUGGAGGAGUUAUAUAACACAAAACUUGGGCCUGCCAACACGUUGAAUGCUAUAGUCCGAGAAGUUAAAAAAGGGAACCUCCCACCAGACUAUCAGAUUACACUGAUUGACAUAGGGCUGGUGGUAGAAUACCUCAUGGGUGGAGCCUACCGCUGUAACUACACAAGGAAAAGCUUCCGUUCCCUCUACAACAACCUCUAUGGCCUUAAAAGGCCAAAAGCUCUAAAACUCCUUGGUAUGGAGGAUGACGAACCAAGACCAAAAGGUAAGAAGCGAAAGAAAAAGAAAGAGGAGGAGGUGGACAUUGAUGUGGAUGACCCUGAGGUCAGCCGUUUCCAUUACCCAUUCCAUGAGCUGAUAGUGUGGGCAGUGCUAAUGAGGAGGCAAAAGAUGGCUCUGUUCCUGUGGCAGAGAGGAGAGGAGGCCAUGGCUAAGGCAUUGGUAGCAUGCAAGCUCUACAAAGCUAUGGCCCAUGAGUCUUCAGUGAGUGAACUGGUGGAUGACAUUUCUCAGGAUAUGGAUAACAGCUCCAAGGAAUUUGGAACUUUGGCAUAUGAGCUUCUGGACCAGGCCUACAAACAUGAUGAACAGGUGGCCAUGAAACUGCUGACUUAUGAGCUUAAGAACUGGAGCAAUUCCACCUGUCUGAAGUUAGCUGUAGCUGCCAAGCACAGAGACUUCAUCGCCCACACCUGCAGCCAGAUGCUCCUCACUGACAUGUGGAUGGGCUGCCUGAGGGUUGGCAAAAACCCUGGACUCAAGGUGAUUUCGGGCAUCAUUUUCCCUCCCUCUAUCCUGCUGCUGGAUUUCCGUCUGGGUGAUGAUGCACACCAAGAUGAUAAUGAGGAUAGCAAGGAAAAGGACGAUGACAACAAAUCUUGCAGGGAUGCCAAUGCAGACACACACUCUAAGAAGGGUGACGAAGAAGAAGGCAGCAAGAAACUGAAGCGUGUGCCCAUUGGAAGGAAGAUCUAUGAGUUCUACAAUGCUCCUUUCACCAAGUUUUGGUUUAACACUAUAUCCUACCUUGUGUAUCUUAUGCUGUACAAUUACAUCGUCCUGGUGAAAAUGGAACGCUGGCCAUCACAACAAGAGUGGAUAGUUAUCUCGUACAUACUGACACUGGGCUUGGAGAAAGUCAGACAGAUCCUGAUGUCGGAGCCUGGUAAGCUAAGACAGAAGAUUAGCGUGUGGCUGGAGGAGUACUGGAACAUCACUGACCUGGUAGCCAUCUCUACGUUCAUGCUUGGUCUUCUCCUCAGACUGCAGCCUGAACCAUACAUGGGCUAUGGCAGGGUUAUCUAUUGUGUGGACAUCAUCUUCUGGUACAUCCGUGUGCUCGAUAUUUUUGGUGUCAACAAGUACCUCGGACCUUACGUCAUGAUGAUUGGAAAAAUGAUGAUUGACAUGCUGUACUUUGUGGUGAUCAUGCUGGUGGUUCUGAUGAGUUUUGGUGUAGCACGGCAGGCCAUCCUGCACCCUGAUGAAGAGCCUACCUGGCGCCUGGCCCGGAACAUCUUCUACAUGCCGUACUGGAUGAUCUACGGAGAGGUGUUUGCGGAUUCAAUAGACCGUAAGACUAGAAUUGAUAUUUAUGCCAUGGAAAUAAAUCCCCCCUGUGGAGAAAAUAUGUAUGAUGAAGAUGGAAAGAAACUUCCACCCUGCAUUCCUGGUGCCUGGCUCACUCCAGCAAUCAUGGCCUGCUACUUGCUAGUGGCUAAUAUCCUCCUUGUCAACUUGCUCAUUGCUGUAUUCAACAACACCUUCUUUGAGGUGAAGUCAAUCUCAAACCAGGUAUGGAAGUUCCAGCGAUACCAGCUGAUCAUGACUUUUCAUGACAGGCCAGUGCUUCCUCCCCCUCUCAUCAUCCUCAGCCACCUCUACAUCUUCCUCAGAAGGGUCUGCUGCCGCUGUGGCAAGAAAAAGGAGGGAGAGCUGGACGAGAAGGACAAAGGACUCAAGCUUAUCCUGAAUACUGAAGAGCUGAAGUCUCUGUAUGAAUUUGAGGAGCAGUGUGUGGAAGAGUACUUCAGAGGGAAAGAUGAUGAGCAGCAGAACUCAAAUGAUGAAAGAAUAAGGGUGACAUCUGACAGAGUGGAAAACAUGUCCAUGCGUCUGGAGGAGGUCAAUGAGAGAGAGAACACGAUGAAGGCUUCCCUGCAGACAGUAGACCUUAGGCUGGCCCAGUUAGAAGACAUCCACUCUCGCAUGAUGAAUGCUUUGGAGAAGCUGGCUGGGAUUGACCAUGCUGAAUUGACCCGGACACGGUCAGGAGCUUCUUCAGUGUAUGGCCCUCCUUGUCUCCUCCGCACCAGCAGCAUUAACAGUGCUGAUGGGUACAGUCUGUAUCGCUACUACCUGGAUGACUGCCCCCCGACUGAAGAGAAAGAGGGGAGCAAAGCAGGCCAGCUGGCCUCAGUGAAACUGAGCAGAAUGUGCAAGGCAUCCAGCAUCACAACCCUCAAUCCUAAGGAGUAUGGACCGAAUUUGGAGGUAGAGGUCCCAGUACUAAGGAGCCGCCCACCCUCAUGUGUGGACAUCCGGAUUUCCCCUUGUGAUGUGAAACCUGAAGAUACGAAUCAGGGUGGAGAGGUGCAAGAAGAAAAACCUAUUCAGUCUGUCCCAGUUGGUCAGGAUAACUCUGCAGCUAAAAGAGAUAUUACAUUUGAAAGGGCUAAGCUUGAUGCUGCCAUCUCCUUCCCCUUAGAAAAGGUAAAGGCGUUCAGAUACUACCCAUCAGAAACACUAAGCACUUCACCCUCUUCAGCAAGGAAGUCUAGAAGCACCAUCUUGUUUGACCCAGCAAACAGGGACGAUGAUGCUUUUAAAGACCCAAGCUCUCCAGAACAAGGGACUGAUGGGUCCUCGAAUGUAAGGCGAUGGAGUGCUGGCUUUGAAUAUAAAGUUCACCCCAGCCUUUUUGGCCAAGCACCUAAAGUAUCAAUGAUCAGGCCUCCAAGUGGACACCAAAAUGAGGCAGAUCAAGCCGAGGGCCAGCAUAGACUAAAAGUUCCAUCCAUUCACAUGGAGGAAAGACGGCCAGAGGAGAGACCCCAGGAAGAUGAACAUGGGGAAAGCAAGGAAGAGCAGAGUGAGGCUAACCAAGAUGGCAGAAACAGUGAUGGCACAGAUGUAAAUCUAAAAGUGGAGGACACUCCUGAAGAGAGAGACAGAGACCAAACAGACAGCCAUGAAGGACACAUGAAUGCUGCAAAAAUGUAUGAGAAUGAUGAAAAUGUACCUGACUCUUGUUACCUUAAUGUUCCUGAAGAGAGAAUGAUCCUUCCUGGAAGAUCCAAGAGCUGGAACAAAAAACAGCGCAAAUCCUUGGAGAAAAGCAUUGACAAGCCCCGUGGUUCCUGCAGUGAAAGAGACCUCUCAAGCGGAGGUUCCCUUGACAAGGCUGACAAAACAUAUGCAAAAGAGUCAAGUGAGGAGGAGCUGAAGAAUGAGAUAGACCUUAAGACGGCAGACCAGACGGACUGCUAUGAGAAAUGAUGAAGGGCAUGCUGCAGUAUAUCCUCAUAAUAUUUAUGCUGUUAUUAUGUUCUCUGACAUAUUAUGACUUGGUUUCAGUAUAUUUACUUCAUAUUUAAGGGAGAUUUGUAAUGUAUGUUGAUUAUCUUUAAGACAAGAGUAAGGCAAAAAUUCUCAAUGUAUAGUUCUUGCUUAUAUUUCACCUUUACAUGCUAAUGUUUUUUGGCAACACGAUUCUGAGUUGCAGUUAUGAAUUAAAGGGGCAUAAAGCUAGCAUUUAAUAUAUAAUUUGUCAGGUUAUGUAAUAAUCUGAAGCACACAGUAUACAUUUUGGAAAUGCAUCAUAAAACCACCAGGAAUCUCGCACAGCAAUAUAAAAAUGCUGACUAUAAUAAAUGUAUAUUUGUAUUUAUAAAUACAGGCAUAAUAUCUAUCCGUAAAGACGUCCUAUCCUCUGGCUUUCUUCUGCAUUGGCCAAAAAGUGGGAGAAAAUAUCAAGCAGCCCACCCUCACAUAUUCACCCCAAAAUACAUAUAGCUUUUUAAAGUUUCCCACUUUCAUGAUGUAUCCCACCCUCAGGAUGUCAUCAUAAAGAGGAUUGUACUAGUUUUUAAACCAAAAUAUAAUCUAGAUCUUGUUGCACCAGAGUGCGCCUUUAAGGGUACUGUAAGUCCUGUAAGUUCUGCUUAUUACUUGUAACUUAACCUGCCACAAACUCAAGAAUAGAACAAACUCUGAACUGUCAGUCCACAAACAUUAGAGAAGCAACUCACAUUCCAUUUGCAACUCAUUUAGUAUUGCUAAGUAAUAAUCACACUUCUCAAUAUGUUGUUAUUACAGUGGACAACUUGAUGUACAUUUACAUAUGUAAGUAUGUAAAACUGAACUAAAUGUACCUUCAUGUAAAAUCCACCUGCACAAAUGUUCAUUCCUGUUCAGUACUGACUUUCAGAAACGGCAGAGCUCACACAGCACUGCAAUGCCCCCUGGUGUCUCUGAAGGUGAACUGUAUAAAUGUGGUUCGCUUACGUGACAGCACUUAAUAAUCAGGAAACACAAAACACACAUUUAGCACAACAUUAUGCAACAUUUACUUUGGUUAUAUGUGGUACAAAAAGUUCACAAUUAAUAAAAAUCACACUUAAAAUA
This is a messenger RNA of Pygocentrus nattereri (red-bellied piranha), 6466 nucleotides long. RefSeq names its product transient receptor potential cation channel subfamily M member 1-like. Gene Ontology annotation, cellular component: membrane. Gene Ontology annotation, molecular function: calcium channel activity. Bases 191 to 5338 code for a protein of 1715 amino acids. Gene Ontology annotation, biological process: calcium ion transport into cytosol; protein tetramerization. The transcript has 27 exons. Lineage: Eukaryota; Metazoa; Chordata; Actinopteri; Characiformes; Serrasalmidae. The record is from RefSeq and is a predicted model, not a curated record.